Cyanistes caeruleus (blue tit) is the source of this 3132-nucleotide messenger RNA. The record is from RefSeq and is a predicted model, not a curated record. NCBI's taxonomy places the organism in Eukaryota, Metazoa, Chordata, Aves, Passeriformes, Paridae.
GUUUAUGAUUUUCUUUGGGCCAGGGUCAAAGACACCAUCGUGACAUACAACAGCAACAUCUAAAAGUCUCUCUUCCAAACUUGAAAUGGAAACCCACCUUACGCUGUCAGAAGGCACAGAAGAGGAUGAAGAAAACGCAAUGAAAAAUCCAUUUAAAGUCCCACCAGAUACUGAAUUUUUCUCAAUGAGGGACAAGGACAUUAAGAAGGCAGAAGUGGAACGUGAAAAGAGGAAGACUAUGAAAGUCCAUGAGAAAACUACUUAUUCCACAAAAAUGAAGGCAAAAAGCAGUUUGAGGAAAACUUUGAAAAGGGAGGAAGAAGAAGAAGGCAGAAAAGAGGCGACAUGUGAAGAGAGACUGGAAGUUCUUCAGGAGCUGCUCUCACGGAAGUUAGGCAUGAAAAAAGAUUAUGCAUUAGACAGGGAGACCUUCCAUGGCUACCUACAGGACAGAAAACAGAUCUUUUUUCUUGAGCAUGCCAUUGCAGUAAAGCGAGGGGAGAUUGAAAAGAUGGAGAACAUAGCAAAGAACGAGGAAAAAAAACUGGAAAAGGCUGAGAGAAGAAUGGAGAAGGAUGCUGCCAUGUUUGAUGAGUUCCUGAAGGAGAACCAUAAUAGCUCUGUGGAAGCACUGAGAAUAGCCAAAAGAGAAACCUCAGCAAAGACAAAGAAAAUAACAGAGAUCCAGGGAAUCACUACCGAAAUAAAGAAAAUACAAAGUGAUAUCUCCAGAUUCAAGGACACUCUGCAGGAUUACAAGAUGUAUCGGGACAUCCUCUACCAGCUAUCUCCAAAAGAGUGGCAGGAGGAACACAGAAAAAAACACAAAAAAGAAAAGGAUAUGAGAACAGAAUCCAAAAUUAAAGGAAGUGCUUCACCUGCCCCCACUGCAGAGCAGGACCAGGAUCCGACAGGCAGGACAAACACUGCCCAUGGCACCAGUUUCACGGAUAUGCCAAGUUCCCUGCUGUUCUCAGAAAGUUUGGAUUUCAGGUCACGUGAUGUCAGGCCACAGCUUAAACACUUCCUGAAGCCUCUUUUAUCAAGAGACCUAAGUUCAUUGGAGGAUGCAGAGAGUGAAAGCAGCUCGGAUGAAGAUGAGGAGCCUGAGCUUUACUUUACUGAUCCUGAACAACUGCUGGUUACUUUCAUGGAGAUGCUGGAUGAGAACUUAUCCUUCGUGCUGAACUCCCAGGAUAUUGCAGAGAGUUGGAACAAGGUCCAACAGACUUUCAUCACCACACAUGAAAACAUGGAGAAGGAGUUGGCAGAGCUGAAAGAGCAGGUGAACACCCUCCAAGCCUCCGUUGACAAGGAAGAAGAGAAAGCAGCCGACCUGAAGCUCAAAGUUCAGCGCUUUUCCUCUGGAGAACACGAAGCUGAUUACCAGGACAAAAUGCUCACAAGCCUGAACAAGAAGGUGCUGGAAGUCUAUGUCCACUGCACUGGAGACAAUGAGACAAACAUGCCAACAGUAGAGAUGUUAAAGGUAAUAGAAAAACAGCUCAACGAUUUACUGGACAGUGUGGAGAGAAUCCCACCAGCAAGGAUAGAAAAGGCUGUGAAAGCCAUAAGAAAGGAACAGAGGGCAAGGCUGAGAGAGGAAAAGCAGAAACAAGCAAAGCAGCAGCAGGAUGAAGGAUUGAAAAGGGACAUGGAAAGAUCACAAGAAGAAAAAAAGAACUUCAAGACCAUGGCCUUGCCUUCCAACCCAACUGCCAGGAAGGAGAACAGCCAAGGAAAAAGAUAAAAAGGAAGAAUAAUCAUAUUAUUUCUCCUGAUGGCAUAGCCUUAACCACAGCUCAUAGGGCUGCUGAUGCAGUCUUUUGUAGAUCUACAUUCUGUCAGUCUUUGUUCAGCUGAACUCUACUGUCCCAUGAAAUUUCCUGCUUCUCCUACCCUAAGAUUCUAGUGAAAGUUUGCAACCCCUUUUCCCCUCCUUAGCUAUUUUGCUUAAUAAAAUAAAUAAAAAAUCUCUCAUUUUGCUUCUCAAGCUCCUGCUAAGCACCAAUGCUUUUCUCAUUCAGUUUUUGAUGCAAAUAGCACUAUGCCUACAAGCCUGAACAGUGAGAUCUGUGAGAGUUCUAGGUGACAAUCUUUGUUAAGGCACAACUAAGCCAGGUACCUCACAGUCAUUUGUGAUACUCAUAGGUCUUCUGAAGGACUGUAAAAUCCAAGGACUAUGCUCCAAUCCAAAGCCAUUAUUGACUUCACUACAGUGGAUAAGACACAACCAAAGGAAAAACACAAGCUCUCCACAGAAAUCAAGCUGCCAGUAAUUAGCUUUGUGUCAGAUGCAUCCAUGCAAAGAACAAUACCCAGUGACAAACUGACCAUAAAAAAAAAAGCUUUAUUAACCCUUUUGCACCAGCAGUUCUUCAGGUAUCCAUUGCCAGCAAUGGAGCCCAAGCCAAGUGAUCCAAGUUUCCGCCCUCAAGAGGUUAGCACUUUACAUUCACUUACAAAGCUGAGUGAGGUACAUUUUCAGAAGUAGAAAGAUUUGGUUGCAAGUCCCAUAAAAAGAUGGAGUGCUCCUUGGCCAUUUUAAUAAGAUUACAAACUGGUAUGGUCCUUGAGAACAGAAUAAUGCAGGCAUUGGGAGCUCAAGGUGUCUCAGCUUCCAGGGAGAGCACGGUGAGCACUAGAGCAAGACCCUUCAGCACAAUUCCUCCUCAAUCCUUCCACCUCUCAGGAGUGGACUCCAGGCUGCAGUCACAGCCACCAGGUAGAUCUCAGCUACCAGGUGGUCUGAAAACCCAGCCUGAGAGGGUUCAGACUUUCCCUGGAUGUAAGCUGUAAACUCAGAGUGAGAGGAACAGAGAGACCUCAAUGCUCAGUUAGGCUAAAGAUAGAAAAAUAAAGCUGGUUCAACCAGAGAUAUAAUACUGCCUAAAAAUCAGGAGCUGAAGUUCAUUGUAACUUGUAUGCUUUUUUCCUCCCCAAGUCUGCAGUCAAAAAAGCAUUUAUAUGGACACAUACAUAGUUCAAAAGGCACAGGAAGUAAAAGCAUUUCUGAAUGACCUCAUGUGAAUUUAACAUCAGUAUAACUGUAAAAUAAAUAAAUAUGUGCAAGUUUAAAAAGAUCACAACGUUCUCCUCUGUGACAUAUCUCAUUUUGUAAAAAAAAAAAAA